GGAGGAGAAUGCGGGACUUUUCCUCAAACACUUCACACACAUCCACCACGGACUCCGGAGGAAUAACUAAAGGCUUUUGUUGCUACUUUAUCCUGCUCUCCAUCUUUCCUUAAGUGGCUAAUUUACGUGCUCUGGGAAGUCGAACUGAAAAGCUUUUCUCUUUGUCAAGUUCACCGUAAAGGAAUCUAUAAGAGCUUGGCACGCGUGCGUAAGACUGCGGGGAAAGCUUUCCAAUUUCCCUCGCGCUGGGUUUUAAGGUAAGAGAGCAUACAAUAUCGGAGAAAGACUUUAAAAAGCACUUUGGCUUAUUCCCAGCCAGUAGCGCAAGCUCUGGGAUGCGAAUGUGAGAGCUGAAUUCACAGACAGAUCGCUUUUGUGUUCUACUGCAUUGCAGUUUAAAACAGUGAAAGCGCGAGAGGAGCCCGCGCUCCGCAGCAUCUCAAUGAGCCGGACAAAGUCGUUUAAACUGCUAAGAUUUGACUCUCGUUUACUCCUAAAAGGCACAGUGGAUCAUUAUUGUCCGUAAAAGAGCUGUAAAGACUUAUCGCCGAUGCUGAGCUCUGCACAAAGUGGAUGUUUUAUUUUAUCGUGUUGAAAACGUGACCGGAGAACUGAAAGACUGUGGGACAAAAUAAGAUUUUGCCGAAGGAAGCCUUCAUAAAAAUUAAUCAGUGGCGAUUCUUUCUUGGACCAGAGGAAGCUGCAGAUAGAGAGUGAAAGAGAGAGAGAGAGAGAGAGAGAGAGAGAGAGAGAGAGAGAGAGAGGAAGAGAGCGAGAGAGAAAGAGAGAGAGAGUCAUGGGGAGCAGGAGCGUUGGCGCAGUGCACUCCGCGCGCUGCUACCUCGUGCUUAUCCUGCAGCUGCUGACUCAGCUCCCGCACGCCAAUUCAGUGCUGCGCUACCGCGUGGCGGAAGAGGGGCCGGCCGAUGUGCACAUUGGUAACGUGGCUUCAGACCUGGGGCUGUCCACCUCUGGGAUUGGGACUGGUGAUGUCACGUUCGCUUUGGAAUCUGGCUCUGAAUUCUUUAAAAUUGACAAUGUCACCGGAGAGCUUACUACAGGCAGCAGGAGGAUUGACAGAGAGAAGCUGCCACAGUGUCAGAUGAUUUUUGAUGAGAAUGAGUGCUUUUUAAACUUUGAAGUGUCAGUCAUAGGUCCCCUGCAGAGUUGGGUGGAUCUUUUUGAUGGGCGAAUUGUAGUCACAGACAUCAAUGACAACACGCCCUCUUUCCCUUCACCAGUACUCACACUAUCUGUUGAGGAGAAUCGUCCAAUCGGCACUCUCUAUCUCCUUCCCACCGCCACAGACCGCGAUUUUGGUCGCAACGGCAUAGAUCGAUAUGAACUUAUCCAAGACAGUAGAGAUGGAGGGUCAUCAUCCCGCCGACCCGCAAAUGGACCAACAAAUGGAAACGGUGGUGACCGAAGGAGAGGGCCAGAAACAGGGACAGGACCUGCCAGCAGGAGCAGUGUGUUUGAACUGCAGGUGGCUGACACACCUGAAGGACAGAAACAGCCUCAACUGAUUGUAAAAGGGCCUCUGGAUCGUGAAGCAAGGGAUUCUUAUGAACUUGUGCUGCGUGUUCGUGAUGGCGGCAACCCGCCCCGUUCCUCACAAGCAUUGUUACGUGUGUCUAUCACAGAUGUUAACGACAACAGUCCACGUUUUGAGAGAGCAGUGUAUGAAGCAGAAAUGGCAGAAAACGCCCCACCUGGCACACCUGUCCUGCAGGUGCGUGCCACAGACCGUGACGUUGGUGUGAAUGGGCAGGUUGAGUAUGUUUUCGGAGCGGCAACAGAAUCAGUGCGGCGCCUCCUGAGGCUGGAUGAAGCAUCAGGUUGGCUGAGUGUUCUGCAUCGUAUAGACCGUGAGGAAGUUUCACAGCUACGUUUUACAAUCACAGCCCGUGACCGCGGCCAACCACCUCGCACUGAUCGCACUACAGUUGUUCUUAACGUAAGAGAUGAAAAUGACAACGUACCCAUAGUAGAAAUUCGAAAAAUCGGACGAAUCCUCGUUCGGGACGGUGCUGCAAUGGUUCCAGAGAAUGUGCUGGUUGACACACCGGUAGCCCUAGUGCAGGUGUCAGACCGUGACCAGGGAGAGAAUGGUGCGGUGACCUGCACUGUGGUUGGGGAUGUUCCAUUCACAUUGAAACCAGCGGGUGAGACACCACUAGCACCUCCACCAGCCACAGAUGAUGCUUUCGAACGAAACAAAAAGAAAUAUUUUCUCCACACCUCAGCACUUUUGGAUUAUGAAGCUACUCGAGAAUAUAGUGUUACUAUUGUCGCAGUGGACUCAGGUAGCCCAAGCCUUUCUAGUAACAGUUCCCUUCUGGUGCGUGUGGUAGACAUAAACGACCAUGCUCCCACUUUCGCCCAAAGCUUAGUGGAAGUGCAUUUUGCAGAAAAUAAUGCCCCAGGAGAGCGAGUGGUCACUGUAGUGGCUGCUGAUGCAGACAGUGGCAAGAAUGCAGAGAUUGCAUACUCACUCGACCCAUCUGUUAAUGGAGCUUUUUACAUUGAUGCCGAUAACGGGGAUAUUCGUGCCACUGGGGCACUAGAUAGGGAGCUGAGGGAACGCUAUGAAUUUCGUGUGAUAGCUCGAGAUAAGGGCACCCCAUCUCUGCAGGGCUCUGCUACUGUUGUAGUCCAGGUCACGGACAGGAAUGACAAUGCCCCCAAAUUUGUCCAGGAAGUCUUCACAUUCUAUGUCAAAGAAAACCUGCUCACCAAUAGCCCCGUGGGCAUGGUGACUGUUACCGAUGCAGAUGAAGGAGAGAAUGCAGAGUUGAGUCUUUUUGUGGAGCAUGACGAAGAGGAGGGUGGAGAGGAGGGCAAAGAAGGGAAGCAAGAAGUUUUCUCCAUUGAAAAUAACACUGGAACCAUUUUCUCCUCUGCAUCCUUUGACCGCGAACGGCGUAGCACAUAUUCAUUCCGUGUGCGUGCUGUUGAUGGUGGAGAACCGCCACGGUCUGCCACCGCCACCGUCUCCCUGUUUGUCACUGAUGAAAAUGACAAUGCGCCAUCCAUCACAUCACCCGCUAAUGAAUCAUACACCCUUCUGCCACCCGCUAGUGGGGCCCGGACUGUAGUCCGCACAGUCUCAGCCUCGGAUGGAGACACAGGGUCUAACGCUGACCUGCGCUAUGCUCUGGUAGGCGGAAACCCUUUUCGCCUGUUUGAGAUUGGCUCUAGUAGUGGGGUCAUAACCUUGGCAGAGCCCCUGGAGAGAAGACACAGGGGUCUGCACCGCUUGGUGGUCCGGGUCAAUGACAGCGGCAUGCCUUCCCUUUGUGCCACAGCACUGGUGCAUGUCUUUAUCAAUGAAAGCUUGGCCAAUGCUACGCUGGUGGAUGCACAGGUGGCCCGCAGCCUUGCAAUCCCCCUCUAUAUGGAUAUUGCAGGUGACCCAGACAGCGAGAGAGCUCUCGGUAAACAACGCCUGAGCGUUGCCAUUGGUGUCUUGGCUGGUGCUGCUGCCGUUAUUCUGGUGAUCCUUCUGGUUGUGACAGCUCGACAGUGUGGGGCACAGGGUAAGAACGGCUAUGAGGCUGGCAAGAAGGAGCCAGAAGAGGACUUUUUCAGUCCACAGCCUCCCCCUCUACAAGCCCAGGGCUCCCAAAAUGAACGUGGGCGCAAACCACGCAGAGACAAGCGUAAUAAUGGCACUGCCAAAUCUGAGCGUUCUUUAUACAGUGGAAUUAUGACGGUGAACGGCUGCAGACGUGGGGGAGGUGAUGAAGAAGAGGAGGAUGAGGAGAGCAGCAGUACCAGUGAGAGGAUUGCUGCUCGUUAUUGCGCAGCAGCUAAUGGAGACCCUAGUAGUCCAAGGCUAGGCUCGAGACGCCACCAGUCAAGCCCAGAUCUGGCCCGCCACUACAAGUCCAGCUCACCCUUGCCUGCAGUGCAUCUUCAGCCCAACUCACCACCCGUGGAAGGCAAGAAGCACCAGGCUGUGCAGGAACUGCCCCCCACCAACACCUUUACUGGCAAUGGCACCGGUAACGUAGACGCUAUGUCACUCAGCUCAGACCAGUGCUCCGAUUACGGCUGUCAAACCGUCAAGUACAGCAAACAGGAGUAG
Danio aesculapii is the source of this 4090-nucleotide messenger RNA. RefSeq names its product protocadherin-7-like. Gene Ontology annotation, biological process: homophilic cell-cell adhesion. The coding region runs from base 797 to 4090 and encodes 1097 amino acids. Gene Ontology annotation, cellular component: plasma membrane. The transcript has 3 exons. Gene Ontology annotation, molecular function: calcium ion binding. The record is from RefSeq and is a predicted model, not a curated record. Lineage: Eukaryota; Metazoa; Chordata; Actinopteri; Cypriniformes; Danionidae.